UCUCUGGGCGAGCGAGACAGAGAGAGGAGGGUAGAGAGAGGCGGAAACAGGGGGGCACAGUGGACCAACCAUUCAGUCAGUGGGCUUGAGGUUCAAGGAAUGUGGCCAUCAGCAGAUGCCAAAAGGGACAAAAUGUGUGAUCUGCGUAGGACUCCUGUGCGAUGGAAAAAGUGGAUUAUGAUGAGCUGGCCAAAUACAUAUGGCAAAUACUGGACGUGAGGGGUGGAUACGCAAUAUGUAAGGACAUACAGGGCUGUGCCUCCUCCUGAUCUGAGACCAACAGAUGAGGUCAGUUAAGGUCAUCAUGGUGACAUUUGCUGAGACAGCACAGAUCUCUCCCAUGGAGCUGCAUGAGCCAGCCUGCCUGACGGCGACUUUAUCCCCUGGGCUGCGGCGGAAAAAGAUGCUGUGGCAGAAUGCUGUGAAACACAUCAUUAUCCAGCAGGAGCUCAGCGCCCAGGUGGGUGUGGAGCCAGCACGUAAAAUCUUUGUGACGGAUGCCUACAUGGAGGAAAUCAACAAACAAAUUCGCAACAAGGGGUCCCGCGGGGUCACAAAACGCCGCUCAUCUUCGUUCAGAGUGCAGCCCUCUCAGUCCCGUGGUUCCACCUGCACUCAUGGCAGUGUCAGGGGAUCCUUUAACGACUACGCCAGCGAUGCUGACUUUUUUGUGCACUGGGGUCACUCAAUUCGUGGAGUCUACAUACCCACCCUGAGGCACACCUUCAAGUCUCGUGAUCUGGAGAAACUCUACCAGCAGCACUACUCCCACCAAAGACGCAACUCUUUGGCCAUCACCAACGUCAUCGAUGCGGUGGCCAAGCUACACGUAUUGGUUCUGUACCUGGCACUGGCCCCUGAGGGGGUCCCAGACACUCUGCGCAGCUGCCUGACGGUUAUCUUCAUGGUUUUAGCUACGGCACUGUGCAUCACAGUGUUAACCUGCAAAGACUCCAUGUCCCCGCGGUGGCUUCACUACGCUGGCCUGGCUAGUUGGCUGUCUCAGACCACGCAGGUGCUGGGAGGACUGGUGUACGGACUGGAAAAAGACCCUUCGUGGUAUGUUUUGUUCACCUUGUUCGCCACAUACACACUGCUGCCAUUACCUCUGCUGUGGGCCAUCUGCGCCGGCUCCCUCACCUCAGUACUGCACCUUCUGCUGGAGAUAGUGCGCUGCUACAACGAUGCAGUGCUUUUGAGAAAGGUGUUUGCCAAAGGCCUGUUGUACCUGGGUAUGAACACAGCUGGCUUGUUCAUCCACUACCUCACAGACCAUGCCCAGAGACAGGUUUUCCUAGAGACACGGCGCUGCAUUGAGGGUCGCCUCAAACUAGAGCAAGAGAACCAGAGACAGGAGCGUCUGGUGCUGUCAAUUCUGCCUCGCUUUGUUGCCUUGGAGAUGAUCGCUGACAUGAGCUGUUUGGACGACGAACUCAGUCCUCACGAGUUUCACAAGAUCUAUAUCCACCAGUACAAAGACGUGAGCAUCCUUUUCGCAGACAUCAAGGGCUUCACUCUGUUGUCCAUGAAUCUGUCAGCACAGGAUCUGGUCCGUACCCUCAACGAGCUCUUUGGACGCUUUGACCGACUGGCAGAUGAGCACCACUGCCUGCGGAUAAAGAUACUGGGAGACUGUUACUACUGUGUAUCAGGGGUCCCUGAGCCACAGCGAGCCCACGCCCGUCAUUGUGUUGAGAUGGGCCUAGCUAUGAUCGACACCAUACGGUAUGUGCGGAAGCAGCUGAACUUCGACAUGGACAUGAGGAUUGGGAUCCACUCGGGCUCCGUCCUCUGUGGGGUGCUGGGCCUGCAGAAGUGGCAGUUUGAUGUCUGGUCUUGGGACGUAGGCAUUGCCAACAUGCUGGAGGCCGGGGGCAUACCAGGACGCAUCCACAUCUCGAGGGCGACUCUGGACUGUCUAGAGGGCACCUACAAGACAGAGGACGGUCAUGGCCGCGACAGGAACGAGUUUCUACUCAAACACAACAUCGACACUUUCCUCAUCUGCCCUCAGGAGGAAAAGAGCAAAGCUGACCUUACUGAGCGUCCAAAAAUACAGAAAACUACUCGAACCUGGACCCCAGAGAUGUCCUUUGGGAACGUCAUUGACAUGAACAGUAUCCUGGCCUCCUUUACAAAUGGUUCGCUGCCCAACAUAUGGCAGUCCAAUUCCAAGGAGAUUAACAAACGCAUCAAACACGCCGUUGAGGUUCGCAGCAGUGAGCGUAUGCACAGGGAGCACAUCACUCCGCUGACCCUGGUGUUCAAAGACGCACACAUUGAGGAGAAGUUCUCACAGAUGAGAGAUGAAAUAUUCAACUCCAACCUGGUCUGCUCCUUCAUCAUGCUCCUCUUUCUCAUGGCUGCCCAGGCCCUCAUUCCUGCACCCAGGUUGUUCCCUGCUGUCCUCCAGUUUUCAGUCUUUCUGCUCGCCUACAUGCUGCUGCUGCUGCUGGCUCUGGCCGAAGAGUUCAAGUGGACUCCUGCAGCACUGCAGCACUUCUGCUGCUGGAUACAUGAAAACAACAGUGCCCGCAAUCUCCUCACCCUCACCGCCAUUGCCAUCAACUUUGCCUUGGCCUCUACUGACAUGGUGUGGUGUAUCCUCUCAGACAUGGGAGAGGCUGAUGUAGUGGACAAAACCAACACGGCCUCACGUCCGCUCACUGUCUGCACUUACCCCGAGGCCUUUGUACUGAGUGUUGUGAUCGCUAUGGUGACUUGUGCCGUCUUCCUGCGUCUGAACUCUCUGCUGAAGCUGGCGGUGUUGCUGCUGGCGGUGGCUGUCUACUCCUACCUCAUCCACCUUGCCUUCCUCACACUCACACGCCAAGAUACACUGCACAGGUCUCACUAUGUCAGGAGAAAAGGGAUUUCCAUCCUUCUCAUGGCCAUGUUUAUUGUUGCUGUCUUCUACAAUGGACGGCAGUGGGAGGCCACUGCCAGACUGGACUUCCUGUGGCGUCUGCAGGCCCAGCAGGAAGUGGAGGACAUGAGGGAAUUGCGGGAACACAACGAGUGUCUAUUACACAACAUCCUGCCUGUGCAUGUGGCGCGACAUUUCCUGGACAGGAGCAAGAACGAUGAGGAGCUUUACUCCCAAUCCUACGAUGAAGUCGGCGUCAUGUUUGCCUCCAUCGCUGGCUUCAAUGAGUACUUUGAGCAGAAAGAGAUCAAACAUGAGGGAGUGGACUGCCUCCGACUUCUGAAUGAGAUCAUCGCUGGCUUUGAUGAGUUGUUGGAGGAGUCGUACUUCCACUACGUGGAGAAAAUAAAGACCAUUGGGAGCUGCUACAUGGCCGCCUCUGGCUUAGCUCCAGACAGACAGGCCUCUAUGGAUCAAUGGAAUCACCUAAGCGAGCUGGUUUUGUUUGCGUUGGCUAUGCAAGAGACCCUGAAAGGGAUUAACAGGCACUCUGCCAAAAACUUUCAGCUGCGUGUAGGCAUUGCCCACGGGCCAGUGGUGGCAGGGGUGAUUGGUGCCACCAAGCCGCAGUAUGACAUCUGGGGGUCGACGGUGAACCUGGCCAGCCGCAUGGACAGCACAGGUGUGAGCGGACGCAUCCAGGUACCAGAGGCCACACGCAGGAUCCUUGCAGACUGGGGUUUUGUCUUGGAGCUACGUGGAGAAAUCUUCGUCAAGGGGGUGAGUGAGCGUCAGGGGAAGGUCCGCACCUAUUUCAUCAGCACCAGACGCAGCAAGAGCGCCAACACCGGAACAGAUGGCCGCCUGGGAGGGCGGACAGGAGGACGCAUGACGCUAGCGGAAGUGGUGUUUGGUCUUGUGAAGGGCAAACACAAGGAAAAGAUGAGAGAGACCAACGGGGGGUUCAGUCUGGGUCCCUGCACCCUUCAGUGCUGAGGGCACUCUUCAGGUCAGGUGACCGCAGGCCUACAGCCAUAUAGUUUCUGCUGGUUUACAGGUUUGUUGUUUGGUCUUUCAUAUUUUACCAUAACUAAACUGCACAAACAGAAAUGAGGCUGAAGAGCAUUUGUUCCUUUUUCCUCCAAGACUGUGUCAUCCACGGCUUGCCUGUCAUUUAAAAAACAAAAAAACAAAAGAAGAAAUAUUAAAGGUUUUGAACUGGAUUAUGCUUAAUGGAACUCAUCCAUGAGUAGAUUUCAUAUAGAGAUGUGUGUUGUCAAGGACCAAACUGUCCAAUUAGCCUCUUUUAGUCUCAAUAAGCAUCUUGAGAUCACCACAUUUUUUAAUUGCCAUAUUUACAGAUUAUAAGCACUGUUUUCAGUUCGUUUUGAACAAAACUAACAAAGGCCAACAUGGCUUUUAUGUUGGGGGGAAUAAAACUCCAGUAAGUCCUCAGACCUCUAAGCCAAAAACACUGAAUACCUCAAAACAACCAGCCCAACCUCUCAUAUACUAUAUUGGCCUAUUCAGUACUGACAAGUGUUUUUUUUUUCUUACUGUGUUAUGUUGCAUCAGUCUCACAGUUUUUCAGUCCAUUUUGUAUUGUGAGUUAAUGCAUUAUUACGACUAAGCUACUUUUCAUACUAUCCUUUUUAAUGGGAGUUGUGUCACUGUAUUUUUCUUUGUCAGCAUAAAUCAGUCCCACUUUUUCUGAAUCAGUUGCUGCUUGGUUUCACAUUUUCGUACUUUAUUUUUUCUUUCUGUUAAUACUUUGAUCUUUUUAUUAAUAUAACACAUUCUCAUCAGCUUUCAUGUUGUUGUCACUGUCAGCGUUGCUCUGGAUUUCUGAGAAUUUUGUUAAACAUCUGAAAUUGACGAAUCACACAUUAGCCAAUUCAGAUUUGCCUCUUACACCAAUAUUCUCACUUCCGUUACUCAAUACAGUUAUAUAUGUUUUUAUGCCAAAACCACCUCACGUGACACUCUUCUUCUUGUAUACUAAAACUAAAAGACAACAGAAAGUUGUUUUGAUGAGUAAUAAUAAUUUAUUGAUACUUUAUGUGUUAGGCCUCUGGUAUAUUGUCAUUGUCAUAUUUAACAACAGCAACAAAAAAAAUUGCAACUGCAAAUUAUUUGGUCUUUUUUUUAUAUUUCAAAUGAAGGAUGUGAGAUAUCCUGAGGACUUUAUAGAGUCACUGGCUAUAUUAAAUCUUUUAAAAAACAGAUAAAUUGAAAAUAUAUAUAUGAAUGUUAAAGCACAAGCAACAGGUAAAAAAUUAAACAAAAGUCU
This is a messenger RNA of Scatophagus argus, 5156 nucleotides long. RefSeq names its product adenylate cyclase type 8. Lineage: Eukaryota; Metazoa; Chordata; Actinopteri; Scatophagidae. The coding region runs from base 284 to 3862 and encodes 1192 amino acids. Gene Ontology annotation, biological process: intracellular signal transduction; cAMP biosynthetic process; adenylate cyclase-activating G protein-coupled receptor signaling pathway. The transcript has 22 exons. Gene Ontology annotation, cellular component: plasma membrane. Gene Ontology annotation, molecular function: adenylate cyclase activity. The record is from RefSeq and is a predicted model, not a curated record.